UGUCCCUGCUGGUUAAUGUUUGACUUCACCCUAUCAGGCCAGCACUGGGGCUGUCCUCCCCUACCCUGACAAGGACGUGGGCUUCAUAAUUCUCUCGCCCCCCGGGCCACAUCCAGACCAGGAGAGGCCGGUCCAGGCCUCCCUGGCCCAUCCCUGCCACCCUGACUGCUCUACGCCACCGGGACAGGUCCUGGGACCCAGGACCCAGCCACCGGAAUGCAGGCCAGUCUUUCAGGAAGAGGAGGGAAGGCCUGGGCCCACCCAGCCUCCCCAGAGCUGGAAAUGUGGUGAGCAGAGCACCCCACCCCCGAAGUGGCCCUGGCAUAAUGCCCACGGGAUCGGAUGAGAGCACCCGAGAAAAGAGACGCCCAAUUGUGAGUUCCUCCUGGAACCUCCCUAGUGCCCAGGAGGAGGCAUCCUGCAUGGGGAUGGGGUCAUCGGGGAACCCUCCCUGCUCCUCCCAGCUCAGCCCCCAAGAAUCAGUCCCCACAGCCACACCGAAGCCCAUCCACCGCUUUGUCCCCCGUUCCUGGAAGGACUUUUUCAGCCGAAGCCGGAGAUCGGGGCCAGAGGGCGUCCCCCCCAUCACCUACUUCCCAGCGAACACUCAGAGCUCUCUGCCGAGCCACCCCAUCCUUGCCCGGGCGAGGUCAAAGAAGAUCAUCUUUGAGGAUGAGCUGGCAGCAUACCCACCCAGGGGGCACUCCAGGGGUCCCUCUGGGCUGCGUGGAGGGCACCCCGGGAUGAAGCGGGCUGCAGCCCCAGGACACAACCCUGGGCCACCCCUGGUCCCCGACUAUGUGCUGAAGUACCCAGCAGUGGGGAGCACUAGGGAGCGGGCCCAGUUCAAGGCUGUCUUCAAUGACCAGUAUGCCGAGUAUUGCGAGCUGCACGCGGAGGUGUCUGCCGGGCUGCACAAGUUCCAGGAGCUAGAGUCCAUGAUGGCACAGCUUCCCCACCACUCAGCCUCCAGGAAGGAGGAGGCCCGUCUGGCCCGUGUGCGGAGGGAAUUCGAGAAGAAGAGGAAGGACCCUACCUUCUUGGAGAAGCAGGAGCGCUGUCGCUACCUGCAGAAGAAACUGCAGCACCUCAAGGUGCAGAUCCAGAAGUUCGACGAGGAGAACAGGGACAGUUCUGUAUAUUUCUGAUCCCUGGCCCCACGAUCUCUCUCCAGGGGUCUCAGCCCCAAGAAGCGUUCUGCUCCCAGAUUCUGCCAGAGAAAGGGUUUGGAGAUUAAGGACCAGAGCUGGGGGGCUGAGGCAAGGAGAAGGAGAGUAUGAGGGGAGGGUGGCUGGAGGCUGCCUCCUCCUCCCAUCUCUUGUCCCUUCCCUGCCAUCUCACUCAGAUCCAGAACUAGCAAGGAAGUCCAUGCUAUAUGGAAAAUCCCUCUCGGAAGGGUUUUGGCUGAGACCUUGUGGGGGCCCAGAGCAGCAGAGAGAUGAAUGGUUGAGGGGAAGCCCGAAGCUGAGCGUGUGCCAGAGGCUGUGAGCGUGGGCCAGAUUUCCCCUCCACUCAGGUUUGGUUUCCUGACACCCAAAGGCUGCAGCUUCAAAGCCAAAGGGAUGGUUAGAGGUAAAGUGGAAUAAGAUUUGGAGGUGGAGGCGGGAAAGCAGUUCCAUGAGGACCAAAGGCCACAGAAUCCUGUGGCUUUCAAAGACUGUGGACCCAAAAUUCUAUUGGAGAGUCUUUGGGGAUUAGAUUCGGGCCAAAGCAUUGGGGGUGACUUUGUUCAUAUCCCACCCCAGAGCCAGGACAUCCCCUGGGCAAGAUGAAAGAAGAGGGGAUGUUCCCUCUCAGCCUUCCUCUUCACCUCAGGGGUUGGGGGUCCCUCCAAACUCCAGUCUGGUCUAGAUCCCUUGCAAUAGGGGAAGAGCCCCAGCCUGGGAGUCAGGAGACCCAAUCCUGUUCUCCCUCAGCCAUGCCGUGUGACCUUGGGCAACUUGCUUGACCUCUCUGAUCAAGCAGGAAGCUAGAGCCUUGCCCCUCCUCACCUUUCAGGAAGCUCAGAAAGUUGGAGGAAUGUUGGUGUCUGGGGGGUGGGGGGGAGAGGACAUCGCUGAUCCUGCUUGUGGAAGCCAUAUAAUCUCAAUAGGUCAUUUCAUCCAUCCCUCUGCCUUUGAUGAGAGCAAACAAAUCAUCCUUGGCCAAUGAAACUCUUGCCAGUAUUUAAAGCACCCCCCCCGUGCCCCCCACACCCAAAUCCUCCCUCAGCCUGUCAAAGAAAGCUCACCUCCAUGGUCAGAACAUUCUUUACAUUUUAUUUUUAACCCUUCAUUCUGUCAAGGUCCAUCGCAGUCUCCAGGACCUCAUCUUUGUGCUGGGGAGCUGGAGAGCACAGGGUGAACCAGCCUGGGGGCCAUUACCCCCACCUCAGUGAGGCGAGCUCAAGCCAGCAACUCCUCUCCCAUGGGAAAGAGCCAGGAGUCUUUUUUUUUUUCCUGAAACUCAGCAACCCACAGACCAGCAGCAGUGGUCAGGUUGAAGUUUGAUGUGAAUCCCUGAAGCACAAGAUAGACCACGAAAGGGCAGCUUUUAGAAGAGCCUUCCAGAGCUCUCAGAGCCUAGUACAGUGCUCUGCACACAAUAAAGCACUCAAAAAAUAUGACUCACAUAUUGACUCAUGUGAGCUUCUAGAGGGUCUAGGCCUCUUUACUCCUGUGUGCUCCCAACUGCUGAGUGCAGUGCUCUGCACACAGCAGAGUGGCCUAGUGGACUUUCCACAGUCCUGGGAGUCAGGGGACCUGGGUUCUCAUCCCAG
Messenger RNA from Ornithorhynchus anatinus (platypus), 2758 nucleotides. RefSeq names its product occludin/ELL domain containing 1 (gene OCEL1). Gene Ontology annotation, biological process: bicellular tight junction assembly. Gene Ontology annotation, cellular component: bicellular tight junction; apical plasma membrane; cytoplasmic vesicle. The record is from RefSeq and is a predicted model, not a curated record. NCBI's taxonomy places the organism in Eukaryota, Metazoa, Chordata, Mammalia, Monotremata, Ornithorhynchidae. The transcript is spliced from 6 exons. The coding region runs from base 327 to 1148 and encodes 273 amino acids.